This is a messenger RNA of Anoplopoma fimbria (sablefish), 1790 nucleotides long. RefSeq names its product RuvB-like AAA ATPase 1 (gene ruvbl1). Gene Ontology annotation, biological process: box C/D snoRNP assembly; chromatin remodeling; regulation of transcription by RNA polymerase II. Gene Ontology annotation, molecular function: DNA helicase activity; ATP hydrolysis activity; ATP binding. NCBI's taxonomy places the organism in Eukaryota, Metazoa, Chordata, Actinopteri, Perciformes, Anoplopomatidae. The coding region runs from base 186 to 1556 and encodes 456 amino acids. The record is from RefSeq and is a predicted model, not a curated record. The transcript has 11 exons. Gene Ontology annotation, cellular component: Ino80 complex; R2TP complex; Swr1 complex.
CAGUUCGGGGUAUCACUUCCGCUGAGUUUCCCUAGUAACCCACAUGGAGACCGAGUUCCCUGUGUUUUGAGUUUCGGCGCCGAUUCUGGCGGUGAUAAUUUGUCGGAAGCACAGGAGGCAUUUCCGUCAUCGUAAACCUGCCUUAAACUUUUUACAUCACACAUAUUUAUAAAGUAACAGUAACUAUGAAGAUCGAAGAGGUGAAAAGCACCACGAAAACUCAGCGGAUCGCCACUCACAGUCACGUUAAAGGACUCGGGCUAGACGAGGCCGGGAAUGCUAAACAGUCAGCAUGUGGUCUAGUGGGCCAGGAGGCUGCGAGAGAGGCUUGUGGCAUCAUUGUCGAGCUGAUCCGUUCAAAGAAGAUGGCAGGAAGGGCAGUGUUACUGGCAGGGCCACCUGGAACAGGAAAGACUGCCCUUGCCUUGGCUGUUGCACAGGAGUUGGGAAACAAAGUGCCUUUCUGCCCCAUGGUUGGCAGUGAGGUCUAUUCAUCUGAGAUUAAAAAAACAGAAGUACUGAUGGAGAAUUUCAGGAGGGCCAUUGGACUGCGUAUCAAAGAAACAAAGGAGGUGUAUGAAGGGGAGGUGACAGAGCUGACCCCCUGUGAGACUGAGAAUCCCAUGGGUGGCUACGGAAAAACCAUCAGUCACGUCAUCAUCGGUCUGAAGACGGGCAAAGGCACAAAGCAGCUCAAGCUGGAUCCCAGUAUUUAUGAGAGUCUUCAGAAAGAGCGUGUGGAAGUGGGAGAUGUCAUCUACAUUGAAGCCAACAGUGGAGCCGUCAAGAGACAAGGUCGCUGUGACACUUUCGCUACAGAGUUCGACCUGGAGGCAGAGGAGUACGUGCCGCUGCCCAAAGGUGAUGUCCACAAAAAGAAGGAGAUAGUCCAAGAUGUCACACUGCAUGACCUGGAUGUUGCAAAUGCCAGACCCCAGGGAGGCCAGGACAUUCUCUCCAUGAUGGGACAAUUAAUGAAGCCCAAAAAGACUGAAAUCACAGAUAAACUGCGUGCUGAGAUUAACAAGGUGGUGAACCGCUACAUCGACCAAGGUGUAGCAGAGCUCGUACCUGGAGUGCUGUUUGUGGAUGAGGUGCACAUGCUGGACAUUGAAUGCUUCACAUACCUCCAUCGUGCACUCGAGAGCACCAUCGCCCCCAUUGUUGUGUUCGCCUCUAACAGGGGAAACUGUUUGAUUAGGGGGACAGAAGACAUCUGUUCUCCACACGGGAUUCCUCUUGACUUGCUGGAUAGAGUCAUGAUAAUCCGCACCUUGUUGUACACAGCCCAGGAGACGAAGCAGAUCAUCAAGAUCCGUUCUCAGACUGAAGGAAUCAAUAUUAGCGAGGAAGCUCUUACACACCUGGCAGAGAUCGGCACCAAGACCACCCUCAGGUACGCUGUACAGCUACUGACACCAGCCAGCCUGCUGGGUCGUGUUCAGGGAAAAGAGAACGUAGAGAGGGAGCAGAUAGAGGAAAUCAAUGAGCUUUUCUACGAUGCAAAGUCCUCCGCCAAAAUCCUCCAAGAUCAACAUCACAAGUUUAUGAAAUAAAAUGUACGCCUCAGCUUUCACAACUGGCAGGGCUGGUGUUCAGCCAGCUGUUACAUAGUUCACCUUGAUUCUCCAUAUUUUUUCAUGUCUUCUUUUUCUUUGUUUUUCCGUCUUUACCCUCCACAACACGGCUCAUUCUAGUGUCCCGGCCUCAUCUACUGUAGUAGUUUUUGUUCUAAAAACUUUUAUUAAUUUCCUUUGUUGAGUCAUUUUUUGAAUAAAAAGCGAACAAAG